UAUUUCUAUAACCGGGACACCAUGGCAACACAAGAAAAGAGAGGAAGGCGAGACGGGACAAUGGAGAGUGAUGACGGUUUGGUGUGGUUUGGUGAGGAGCAAUACUGUUCAAAAUGCAAAGUCCUCGAGCAGCGAGUGAGAGAGCUGGAGGAAGAUCGGCAGUGGUUAAGAGGCCUGCUGGACACUAUGAGGCGACAGCUGGAUACGUUCAGUGAUAUGAGAACUAUGCUGGCUGAGCUGGUGACCAUCCAUCGUCAGCAUUUGCCAGUAAACAGCCCACCAAUAGUCAUCAGCCCUCCACCCACGGACACCAGCCCACCACCCACCGACACCAGCCCACCACCUGCCAAAGUCAAACCACAACGCACCACCCGCAGCCCGCGACCCACCACCAGCAGCCCGCCAGCCACCGCCGGCCAACCAGCCAAUGAAGACGAGGAAAAUGAGGAAGUUGUCAUUGGAGGAACCCUCAGAGUAAACAAAUUAAGACUGCAAAGAUGCAACCACGUAUUCCCAACCAAGCUAGUGUGCGACCUGCUCGAAGUGGUCUUUACAAGAAGAGAGCUGGCCACCUCGUCCCUGACAGGACAGAAGGGCAGUGCCAAAGAGGAAAUAAAGCCACCGCUGGAGCCUACUGCGCUCAAAGCUAUCUAUGAAUACACUUUGAACGAAUUUCCCAAUGCGGACAUAUCGGUCCUAAGAGGAGCAGUCAGGAAUAAGCUCAACAAUGUCAGCAAGGUGUUUAAGAGAACGCAAAUGGCCAGGAAAGGGCUUAAACAUGGAGGAGCAGAGGAGGACAAGGGGGCGGCCCAAAAAGAACAGGCAGGGUACGGAGAUGCCAAACGGGGAUCUGGAACUUAG
Molecule: messenger RNA, 861 nt
Organism: Engraulis encrasicolus (European anchovy)
Lineage: Eukaryota; Metazoa; Chordata; Actinopteri; Clupeiformes; Engraulidae
Product: BEN domain-containing protein 6-like
Exons: 7
Coding region: 22-861 (279 amino acids)
Biological process (GO): negative regulation of Notch signaling pathway; positive regulation of neuron differentiation
Cellular component (GO): nucleus
Molecular function (GO): transcription corepressor activity; DNA binding
Source: RefSeq, a predicted model, not a curated record